Messenger RNA from Hippocampus comes (tiger tail seahorse), 482 nucleotides. Its product is annotated as kelch-like protein 15. The coding region runs from base 161 to 451 and encodes 96 amino acids. The transcript has 2 exons. Gene Ontology annotation, biological process: nuclear protein quality control by the ubiquitin-proteasome system. The record is from RefSeq and is a predicted model, not a curated record. Gene Ontology annotation, cellular component: nucleus. Gene Ontology annotation, molecular function: protein binding. Lineage: Eukaryota; Metazoa; Chordata; Actinopteri; Syngnathiformes; Syngnathidae.
ACAGGUGAAGACGUCGGAGUUCUACCGCUACUCCCGGCAGCUGCGCCAGGAGGUGGAGCAGGCCCUGGGCUACUUCCACGACGUCAAUCAGCAGCCUCUCGCAGAGACGCGCGCCAACCGCAUCCGCUCGCAGCGCCCGCAGACGGCCGUUUUCCGGGGCAUGAUCGGCCACAGCAUGGUGAACAGCAAGAUCCUCCUGCUGCAGCGCCCCAAGGUGUGGUGGGAGCUGGAGGGCCCCCAGGUGCCGCUGAGACCCGACUGCCUGGCCAUCGUCAAUAACUUUGCCUUCUUGCUGGGAGGGGAGGAGCUGGGGCCGGACGGCGAGUUUCACGCGUCGUCCAAGGUCUACCGCUACGACCCCCGACAGAACUCGUGGCUUCGCAUGGCGGACAUGUCGGUGCCCAGGUCAGAGCUCGCACUUGUUGUCUCAAAUGCCGUCGACAGGAACUGACAACAAGGUGCCUUCGGGCUCGCAUUGCCAC